Molecule: messenger RNA, 2633 nt
Organism: Pyrenophora tritici-repentis Pt-1C-BFP
Lineage: Eukaryota; Fungi; Ascomycota; Dothideomycetes; Pleosporales; Pleosporaceae
Product: SpoVK, ATPase AAA+ class
Cellular component (GO): cytoplasm
Molecular function (GO): ATP hydrolysis activity; ATP binding
Source: RefSeq, a predicted model, not a curated record
AUGAGUCCAGCAACGUCGUAUACGCUGCGCCCUUUGGAACGGAAUCCGCCGAACAUUCCCAGCAAUGCACUCGAUAGCGGUGCCUUCCGCGUGCAGCUUUCGCAGAAAGAGCUAAAAAGUCUGGGACUCACAAUCGGCGACUGUGUUCGGCUCAGCACAGAGACUGCAUUCAAAGGCUACGGUGUCGCAUGGCUGGCCCCUCAGACCAAUCCUGGAAACAAGCCGAUUGCCAGAGUAUCCGAUCUACUAAGAGAGCACUAUGAGCUUUCACUGAAUGAUGCUGUCUUCAUUGAAAAGGUGGAUUCCUGGAAGCCACUCAAGUCGAUAGAAGUCAGCUUCUCGGAUAUUGCCAACCAGACCGUCAAAUUUGCCUCGACGGAGCAACUCUUGUACUGGCUACGUUAUUCUUUAGCAGGCGACUCGGACAUUAUACUUCCUGGGUGCAGCUUUCCGGUUCAGCAGAAAAGCUUCAAGCAGAAAGGCCAGAAAUUGCGUGUCACUGUACAGAGCAUCGACCCGCUGCCUUCCGAAAAAUAUGCCGUAUACUUUGAUGAAGUUACGACACAAAUCACUACCAUCGGCCAUGUUGCUACUCAGGAGCCUACGGAGACUGCUUCAGGCGUGUUCCGAUUGAAGUCUGACGGGAUAGGUGGCCUAUCCGAGCACAUCACUACCAUCAACCAAGAACUUGCUUUCCUCUCUGACAGCCUACCUCAUUUGCGCAAUCGCCACCUUCUUGGGACCGCUGCUUUUCUUUUACAUGGUCCAGAGGGGACAGGCAAAAGCCUGCUUCUAGACCGACUAGCGGAUUGCCCUUGGCAGGAGGUCUACAGAAUCAACCCUGUAACACAUCCCAAAGGUCAAGCUAAAGCCAUUUCAGACAUCUUUAACGAUGCACGCGAAAACCAGCCAAGCCUGAUCAUCAUGGAUAAUUUGGAUAGACUUUUGGACAAGGCAGAGUCGCUGGUCAAUACGCUACGGAUAGAGCUAGCCACACUAGAGGGGGCCCAGGUGGUUGUCGCGGCAGCAGCACGGAGCAUUUACGACGUGGACUCCAGUCUUCGAACAGCAGCAGCAUUCAUGAUUGAGCUAGAGUUACUGCCGCCUAACGCAAAGCAGAGAGAAGAUAUAGUGCGCCAGGUAUUAGGACCGACGUGCAAUACUGCAGAUGUCGAUUUCACUGCUCUUGCAGAGCGUUCGCAUGGCUUCGUGGGUCGCGACAUUGCUAGUCUAUGCCGUUUUGCGAGGAGACGACGUGUGAUGCGAAGCAAGAAUCCUAUCCAAGAUGGCAAGAGUGCCAGGGUCAAUGAAGUGGACGAACAGACCGAGUUCAUUGAGCAGGCCGAUUUCGACGCUGUCAUGGAAUGCGUGCGCCCGACCGUGCUCAAAGACAGCAUCCUUGAAGUUCCGAAGGUCAGAUGGACAGAUAUCGCUGGCCUAGAUCAUGUCCGCGCUGUUCUCGAGGCCAUCACCAUCCGUCCUUUCAAAUACCCUGAUCUGGACGUCAAAUUUGGCGGACCUCAGUCCCGUAAGGGUGUUUUGCUGUACGGACCACCUGGCUGCGCGAAAACGCUAAUCGCGCAAGCGGUUGCGACGGAGAGUAAACAGAACUUCCUCGCAGUAAAAGGGUCGGAACUCAUCAAGAUGUAUGUGGGUGAGUCGGAGAGGGCUAUUCGCGAUGUGUUUCGCAGAGCUCGUGCCGCGAAGCCCUGCAUCAUCUUCUUCGAUGAGAUUGACUCAAUCGGCAAAUCUCGUGAGAAGACGCAAGAUAGUGGGCUGAACGUGGUUACCACCUUACUGAACGAGAUGGACGGCAUUGAGGCCCUAAAAGACGUCUUCAUCAUCGGGGCAACGAACCGGCCCGAUAUUUUAGAUUCGGCGCUCAUACGUACCGGCCGCUUUGAUGCGCACAUGCACAUCGGACUUCCCACCGAGGAAGCGCGGAAGCAGAUUCUACAGAUCCACACCCGGAAGAGACCGCUUGCCCCAGAUGUUGAUCUGGAUGCCGUUGCCAAGAAGACUGAAGGAAGUAGUGGAGCAGACAUCAGCGGGCUGUGUGCCGUUGCCGUCGAACUGGCCAUUACCGAUUACACAGCGGAACCAAACAACGAGCCGCAAGUGCACAUGCGACACUUUGAGCAGGCGCUACAGCAACACGUUCCCCAUACGAUCGCGGCGGAGGCCAAACGAUAUCAAAAUUGGAGGCCUGGCAAGUCGCUUUCCGAAGCCUGAGGCGGGUGACAGCUGGCGUGCAGGCUACCAGGCUCUCGGGUGAGGACUCUCUGCACGUCGAGUUCGUCUCAUGAUUGUACAUGAAUUGUGUACGGCGUAGCAGGUCUUCGUUAGCCCAAGGGGGCAGCAUGAGUCGGCGAAUGGUUUGCGGGCGCAUAAUGACGUGGGAAACGUACUGUAGAGACACAACCGAGUCGACCGGCACUUCAGAGUAUCGAGGUAGACAAAGCAGUCUGUGGGGGUGAUGCGACAGGUAAGAUGCUUGUACUAGGCGGCGGUAUAUCCUCAACAUUAAGCGGUUAGGUGGAUCGUGUGUUGUAUGCUCGACCAAAUGGCAGCCUACCUCACAGCAUGCGCGAGAAUGCCUAAGAGGCAGCAAUGUUAUGCCUUGUUUCAAUGGU